Coccomyxa subellipsoidea C-169 is the source of this 2656-nucleotide messenger RNA. RefSeq names its product urea active transporter. Bases 1 to 2025 code for a protein of 674 amino acids. Gene Ontology annotation, molecular function: urea transmembrane transporter activity. The record is from RefSeq and is a predicted model, not a curated record. Gene Ontology annotation, cellular component: plasma membrane. Lineage: Eukaryota; Viridiplantae; Chlorophyta; Trebouxiophyceae; Coccomyxaceae. The transcript has 13 exons. Gene Ontology annotation, biological process: urea transmembrane transport.
AUGCCGGCCGGGGCGCCCAAUCUGGUGGGCCUGACGCAGUUCGACAACAAGGAGCAAUUUUUCGGUCCGGACAGCCCGAAUGUGCUACUCACAGAGGGCGCCGGCUACGGCGUUGUGGUGGGCUUCGGCUUCUUCUUUGCAGCGCUGACUGUUGGGCUAGUCUAUGGUGACUAUCGCGCGCGCGGCGGGCGCCACUACAACAGUGAGGACUUCAACUGCGCCGGGCGCACCAUCAAGACCGGGCUCAUCGCCGUGGACGUCGUCUCUCACUGGACCUGGUCUUCUACGCUGCUGACAUCGUCCCUCUAUGUGUACCUCUACGGUAUCAGCGGCGCGUUCUGGUAUGCGGCGGGGGCGGUCGUCCAGAUCUUUCUGUUUGGUGUGAUGGCGAUUGAGAUCAAGCGCAAAGCGCCCAGGGCCCAUACUGUUCUGGAGCUCGUCCGGAUGCGAUGGGGCAACGUCGCCAACUGGGUGUUCUUCUACAUCUGCAUCCUGAACAACACGUUCAUUUGCGUGCUGCUGUACCUGGGGGCAGGCGCAGUAUUCAACGCUGCCACCGGCAUGAACAUCUACGCAGCCGUCAUGCUGAUCCCGCUGAGCGUGUGCAUUUACACGGUGGUGGGGGGUCUUAAGGCCACAUUCACCAGCUCCUACCUGCACACAGUCAUCAUCUAUGUCACCGUCUGCCUCUUCGCAUUCAAAUUCUAUGCCAGCGACCUGUACCCGGUCGGCAGCAUCUCCAAAGUCUGGGACAACCUCAACAUCAUGGCUGAAGGCCUGCCAGUUCCCGGCAACCAGGGCGGCAGCUACUUGACCAUCAUGUCGAGCGGGGGCCUGCAAUUUGGCAUCCUCCAGAUUGUCGCCUCCUUUGGCAACGUGUGGGCUGACCAGGCCUACUGGCAGAGUGCGAUUGCAUCCACCCCAACAGCGGCGUGGCAGGGGUACAUUCUGGGGGGCCUGUUGUGGUUCCCGGUGCCCUUCACACUGGCCACUAGCCUGGGAAUUGCCUGUGUCGCUCUGGACCUGCCAGUCUCAGUCGACGAGUCCAACAUGGGCCUUGUCGCAGUUGCCUCCGCCUCGUAUGUGCUGGGCAAGAGCGGGGUGAUGCUGAUGCUGAUUAUCAUCUUCAUGGCCGUCACAUCGGCCGGCAGCGCUGAGAUGAUGGCCGUCAGCAGCCUCUUCACCUAUGACAUCUACAAGGCAUACAUCCGGCCCAAGGCAAAGGGCAACGAGCUGCUGCUGGUGUCACGCAUCGCCAUCUUCGUGUUCGGCAUCUUCUCUGGCGGCCUCUGCGCCGUCCUGUAUGUGGCAGGCGUGAGCGUGAACUUCAUUUUCCUGGUGGUGGGAAUCGUGGUGUCCUCAGCCCUGCCUCCGUUGAUAUUCCUGCUGACCUGGAAGCGAGUGCCCAAGGGAGCUGCCAUCGCCGCUGCUCUGGGCGGCCAGGCAGCUGCCAUCAUUGCAUGGCUGGUGCACACCAAGAUCGUCUAUGAAGUUGUCGACAUCAAUACCACCCAGGGCAUAUCUCCGACCAUGGAUGGCACGAUAGUGGCGGUGGGAGUUUCGGCAAUUAUCUGCGUGGUUUGGACUCUGGUGGCGCCCGAGAAGAACCCGGAUGUGUGGACCCAGUACAAGAGCAUCGAGCUGCAGGACGACGAAUUUGUCACCGACCCCUACGAGGAAGACCCUGCCGAGAUGGACCGCGCCCUCAAGUGUACGUGGAUAGCGGCGGGCGUUCUGUCGGUGGUGUUCUGCAUCAUCUGGCCGGUGCUGACAAUCCCGGCGGGGGCGUUUAGUAAGGGUUACUUCACCUUCUUUGUCAUCAUCUCCAUCAUCUGGGCCCUCAUCGCCUCUUUCAUCGCCAUCUUCCUGCCCCUGUGGGAGUCACGCGAUGUUUUUGCCAGGGCCCUGGGCAUCAGCCCUGCAGAGAAGACCACCCUUCCCACCGCUACUAAGCCGGGUGCAAAGCCCGAUGACUCAGCGCACCACGGCACACUCGAGGCACCGGCCAAGAAGAGCAUGGAAUGAAACAUUCCUACAAAAAGGAUGACCUCCGAGACCAACGUAAUCUUAAGCCGGUUGAGAGGCUGUAUUCAAAAUGAGGACUUUCAAGCCGUGCAGGAAUACUGAUAUUUUCUGGAUGGUGUAUUUGUAUCAACAGGGUGCAAUUUAUCGGUGUUGUGGUGGCAACAAGCUUCUGUUCAGAAUUCCAGCUCUGCGCAAGUUACUGUGGCUGCGGUAUUCUGCAGCCUCAAGUCUUCCAGUUGCCAGCGGAUUGGUGAUUUCCCAAGUGGCAAUAUAGGCCAGGACAGUGACUGUUGGGACGUUGCCAGACUAUUCAUCUCAAAACCAGACGCUUUACAGAUGCAUCUCUGAGAGCACUUGGCAAUUUGAUGGGUUGCUAUGCAUCUGCAGAGCGUCACUCAUUGGAUGUAAGCUUGAGGGAAGUUUUGUCAUUAUAGGCUGCCAAAAUUGGGCAGCAUGGAUUUUUUUGGGAUGGUUUCAAACGGGCGAUGUUCUUGUUGCUUUUUAUAUAUUUUUCCAGCUUGCUGGAGGUAAUUAACCGUGACUGUCACUGUCUUUACAGGAGCUCUCAAUAGACCACCCACAGGGGGCACACAAACUGGAUGGUUGGUAAAAUGUAAUAACAUGUCCUGUU